Molecule: messenger RNA, 1273 nt
Organism: Medioppia subpectinata
Lineage: Eukaryota; Metazoa; Arthropoda; Arachnida; Sarcoptiformes; Oppiidae
Source: the annotation of a GenBank genome assembly
AAUUUACUUUAAUAAUUAUAACAUUAUGUCCGUCUAUAACAACCAAUUCAUUGAGAGUGAAACUACUCCACAAAUAAAUGCUGACAAUCCAAGUGAUGGUAAUUAUGAAACCCAAUUCAUUGAGAUGUCAGCCAUAGGUUCGGGAAGUUUUGGAACUGUAUUUAAAGUAAAGCAUAGAUUGGAUGAUAAGAUAUAUGCCGUGAAAAGAGUAUCAAUUAAAUGUAAUGAAGAACGGAAACAAAAAGUUCUGAGAGAAGUGAAAAGUUUGGCAAAACUGGACUCAGAUUUUGUGGUCAAGUAUUACAAGCAUUGGUUUGAAUGCAAUCAUCUCUUCAUUCAAAUGGAGUUCUGUUCGCAAAGUCUUAAAUCACUUCUCGAAGAGAAAGCCAUUGUCUUCGAGAGACAAUCGGAAGGCAUGAAAGUUAUUGAAUAUUUCAUUUCAUGUGAAAUAUUCAAACAACUCUUAGAGAGUGUUCAAUACAUUCACGAACGCAACCCUCGUGUCAUUCAUAGGGAUCUUAAACCCGACAAUAUAUUAAUUGAUCCCAACUUUACGUCCAAUCGGUUCGUAAAACUGUGUGACUUUGGUUUGGCCACCGAUCACGACAUCGAUGGUAACACUUCCAGCCGAUACAACCAUACAGUUUGCGGUACCCGUAAAUAUAUCGCACCCGAAGUAAAUAGCGGUCGAUAUAACCAAAAGGCAGACAUUUAUAGUCUCGCUGUAAUCGGUGGCCAACUCUUUGGUAUUGAUCUUCAGUCCUCGCAAUCAUUUGAAGCAAUAAAACCAGAAUUAAAGGCUUCAAUGAAAUGUUUAAUACAGACAUUACAGGCAAUGAUAACGAGUGGAGAUAUUUGGCAAACGCCCCCCAAAUGGAGACAAAGGCCUGAGUGUCGGGAAGUGUUGGCCAAACAUAACGAGUGGUCUAUCAGUCAUAAGACAGUACAUUGGAAGGGCUCCAAUCGGGAGGUCCAAAUCAACGGCUCCUUUUUCAACGACCCGCUCUCCCUGUGCUAUACAUUACCCUUUUAUGAGUGUUUGGAAUCCAAACUUUGGAUUGAAAAUUCAAUGAGUUGUGAAGCGGGUGCCCCGAUUGUGCAGGUUAUUCCGAAACAGCGGUAUAUAAUUUACCACGCUGAUCUUGAGCAUUAUACACGUACAGUUGAUAAUGUACCUAAACUGUACGUGUAUAAUGCUCGUGAUGAGCGUAGUUUUGCCCGUCACUCAACACCAGUGAUCUCUGGCCGCCGAACUCCAGUCCUGGCCAGUGGC